UAGGACUCGGAGGGAACUGCAGAAACGGGGGAAACGGCGCCCCCGGCUCCGGCGAGCUUUUACCAUGGGAUGCUGCACUGGGCGCUGCACGUUGAUCUUCCUUUGCACGCUGCAGCUGCUAGCUGCACUGGAGAGACAAAUCUUUGACUUUCUGGGAUUCCAGUGGGCUCCCAUCCUUGGCAAUUUCCUGCAUAUAAUAGCUGUUAUUUUGGGUUUGUUUGGAACCAUCCAAUACAGACCUCGGUAUAUAGUUCUGGAAACAGAUCUCAUGACCUUUAACAUCUCAAUGCAUCGAUCUUGGUGGCGAGAACAUGGGCCAGGCUGCAUACGAAGAGUAGUGCGCCCUUCAGCUCCUGGGAUCAUAGAUGAUAUUUCCUAUGUCUCUGUGACAGGUUGCAUAAUUGACUUUCAGUACCUAGAGGUCAUUCAUAGUGCCAUCCAAAUUCUACUCUCU
This is a messenger RNA of Thamnophis sirtalis, 454 nucleotides long. NCBI's taxonomy places the organism in Eukaryota, Metazoa, Chordata, Lepidosauria, Squamata, Natricidae. The record is from RefSeq and is a predicted model, not a curated record.